GCUGCACCACCGCCACCCUCACAAUUCAUUGGACCUCCUAAUUGGAACAACAAAUUGGGUAAUUGCGCUUUUUGUACGUGUGUGUGUGUAUGAAACAAGCCAUUCACGUUUUCUUUUAAUUAUUGUCAAACAGUACCCCCAAUAAAUUACUAGUAAUUAAUCAGUUUCUUUUCAACUUUGGUAGACUUUUACUAUUCCCUUUCUUCUUUUAUUUUUUGACCCGUGCAUUUUUUGACCCGUGUAUUAAACGGGUCUAUAUUCCUCGGAUCUUCACAAAAUAUUCUCUUCUAAGUUCUACCUCUCAUCUAUUAUUACAGGAACUAAUUCCCUUCUUUACAAUCUCACUACACCCAAAAAGAAAGAAAAAAAACACUGUUGCGUUUGUUCUUUUAGAUCUGAAAUUAUUUAAAAAUUCCAUGUGUUGAAGAAACCGACAAAUUUUUUUUUUUUAAAUCUGGAGCUGUAGCAGAGCAUGUGAAUAGUCCGGUAAUGGCAAGUAAAGACCGGCCCGGUUGUUGCAACCCGGUUAAGAAACCCGGCCCGGUUUCAAUGGACCAUGUUUUAUCAGCAUUAAGGGAAACUAAUGAAGAGAGAGACCUUAGAAUUAGAAGUUUGUUUAGUUUUUUUGAUUCAGACAAUGUGGGUUACUUGGAUCAUGUGAAAAUUGAAAAGGGAUUGUUUGCUAUGCAAAUUCCAGUGGAUUAUAAAUUUGCUAGGGAAUUAUUGAUAGAGUGUGAUAAAAAUAAGGAUGGGAGAGUGGAUUAUCAGGAGUUUAGAAAGUAUAUGGAUGAUAAAGAGUUGGAGUUGUAUAAGAUUUUCCAGGGUAUUGAUGUGGAGCAUAAUGGAUGUAUCUUGCCUGAAGAGCUAUGGGAUGCACUUGUAAUAGCUGGGAUAGAAAUUGAUGAUGAUGAACUUGCACGUUUUGUGGAACAUGUUGAUAAAGAUAAUAAUGGGAUUAUCACUUUCGAAGAAUGGAGGAAUUUUCUUCUACUUUAUCCACAUGAGGCCACCUUGGAAAAUAUUUACCGGUACUGGGAGAGGGUAUGUCUUGUAGAUAUUGGUGAACAGGCUGUCGUACCGGAUGGCAUCAGUAAGCAUGUUCAUGCAGCUAAAUAUUUGAUUGCUGGGGGAGUUGCAGGAGCCAUUUCUCGUACAGCUACAGCUCCCUUUGAUCGGCUAAAGGUGGUUUUACAAGUUCAGACUACUCGUGCUUCUAUUGGUCCCGCUGUCAGGAGCAUAUGGAAUGAUGGUGGUUUAUUGAGUUUUUUCAGGGGAAAUGGAUUAAAUGUGAUGAAGGUUGCACCUGAAAGUGCAAUCAAGUUUUACGCUUAUGAAAUGUUGAAAAAUGUUAUUGCUCGUACAAAGGGUGAGGAACAGGGCGACAUUGGAGCUUCUGGACGUCUUGUGGCUGGGGGCUUGGCUGGUGCAGUAGCACAGACUGCUAUCUAUCCCAUGGAUCUUGUUAAGACUCGGUUACAAACUCAUGUAUGUGAAGGUGGAAAGGUUCCCAAUCUGGGAAAACUAUCAAAAGAUAUAUUGAUUCAGGAAGGGCCUCGGGCCUUUUAUAGAGGGCUGAUACCAUCUCUUCUUGGAAUUAUACCUUAUGCAGGCAUUGAGUUGGCUGCCUAUGAGACGUUAAAGGAUAUGUCCAGGAUUCAUAUUCUUCAUGAUAGCGAACCUGGUGCUCUUGUGCAACUGGGUUGCGGGACAGUUUCCGGAGCACUUGGAGCAACUUGUGUUUAUCCUUUGCAGGUCGUAAGAACGAGAAUGCAAGCUCAACAUACAAAUACUGAUGCUGCUUACAAGGGAAUGUCUGAUGUGUUCCGGAGAACAUUUCAGCAUGAAGGUCUCAGGGGAUUUUACAAAGGUCUUUUUCCAAAUCUUCUAAAAGUAGUGCCAGCAGCAAGCAUUUCUUAUCUCGUUUAUGAAUCCAUGAAAAAGAAUCUGGAUCUCGAUUAGGUGGUGUAAUCUUGGAAGGUGCGCUCUACAUUUGAGGUUAAAUCAGCUGAUUCUGAGGACGAUGAUGAUGGUGAUGAAAAUGACUUAGGUUAUUAGUCUUAUUGGUGAUAUGAUUGUUGAAAUCAUACGCCCAAUUUUUACUUGUCAAGAAAAAAAAAAAAAAACACUUGAUUGAUGCCCCCAUUGGAUGUUGAAGAAAUUUUAACGGAGUUUUCUUCUUCGACUGACUGAAUAACUAUGUUGGCAAUUGAGAAUAGUCUUCACAUGGUCGUUUCCGUCCGAGUUACAGGAAUAUACUCUGUAAACUAAUUCUAAUUUACAUACACAAUGGAUACUGUGAGGUGUAUACCUUACCACUUUUGCAAAUGGAUGAUCAAACUCAUCUCGCUCCA
Lycium ferocissimum is the source of this 2351-nucleotide messenger RNA. Its product is annotated as calcium-dependent mitochondrial ATP-magnesium/phosphate carrier protein 2. The transcript is spliced from 4 exons. The coding region runs from base 490 to 1959 and encodes 489 amino acids. NCBI's taxonomy places the organism in Eukaryota, Viridiplantae, Streptophyta, Magnoliopsida, Solanales, Solanaceae. Gene Ontology annotation, biological process: transmembrane transport. Gene Ontology annotation, molecular function: ATP transmembrane transporter activity; calcium ion binding. The record is from RefSeq and is a predicted model, not a curated record.